Durio zibethinus is the source of this 735-nucleotide messenger RNA. RefSeq names its product zinc finger protein ZAT11-like. NCBI's taxonomy places the organism in Eukaryota, Viridiplantae, Streptophyta, Magnoliopsida, Malvales, Malvaceae. The record is from RefSeq and is a predicted model, not a curated record.
CUCUCAAAACAACCUAUAAAUGAACUAAACUUCACGGUACCCUAAAACUCCCAUUUUGCUUCUUUUCCUUUGAAAAGAAAUCAAGUAUCCAAGCAACUGCACCAUUUUCACACCAUACCCCAAAAAAAUGAAGAGAGAUUUUUGGAAUAGAGAGGUUGAGAAUAAUUUAGCUUUGGCAAAUUGCUUGAUGCUUCUUUCACAAGAAGGAAACAACCAUGAACAUGCCAUGAACAAUAGAAACCCUAGCCGAGUUUUCGUGUGCAAAACAUGUAAUCGGCAAUUCCCUUCGUUCCAAGCUCUAGGAGGUCACCGGGCGAGUCAUAAGAAGCCUAAGUUGACGGAAGGAGAUGGUGGGGCUGAGAACCAAUCUCCGGCGAAGCCUAAGACACAUGAGUGUUCGAUUUGUGGGGUCGAAUUCGCGAUCGGGCAAGCGUUAGGGGGACAUAUGAGGAGGCAUAGGGCUGGUUUGAGUGAAAACCAGCAUAAUCCUUCGAGUUUGUCUAAUGAGCCAGUGAUAGCACCAAUUGUGAAGAAAUCUAAUAGCAGAAGGAUUUUGUGCUUGGAUUUGAACUUGACUCCAUUGGAGAAUGAUUUGGAAUUGGUCAAGCUUGGCAAGGCAGCUCCAGCAAUAGAUUGUUACCUGUAAGGGUAUUUUCAAAUUUUUCUUUAGUUUAAUCCUUGACAAUUAAUAUGGUACAGUUAUCCCAUUGUUUAAAGGAUUAAUAUAUGAUGCAC